Haemonchus placei is the source of this 1554-nucleotide messenger RNA. Lineage: Eukaryota; Metazoa; Nematoda; Chromadorea; Rhabditida; Trichostrongylidae. The record is from the annotation of a GenBank genome assembly.
AUGAAUCGCACAUUCUCUAUGCGAAGGAAGCUAAGAAAAUCAGAAAUAUCGACACCAACGAAUUUCGAACACCGUAUUCAUGCUGGAUAUGAUGCCAGGACUGGGAUGUAUACAGGAUUACCGAAGCAAUGGCAAGCGCUUCUUGGACCUCCUCGAACGCUUAACGGGCGACCGAAACCAAUCGUAGAUCCAUCUUGUAUCACUCCUGUGGAUAUUGCUGAGCUAAAGACUGUCAUACGAGGGCCUGGAUCAAGAAUGAACACUCCCAUACCGCAACAUGUAACGGUGGCCCGCAGUAAUAGUCUACGUGUGUCUCCGAAGAAAUCAAGCCUCAAAACGAGCAACGUACCACCUUCGAAUGUUAAUCCAGGCACAUCUGCAGCAUCGAUGCGACCACCAUCCGUGCAACCAUCGCUGAAAGCACGUGGCUAUCCUUUCAGUGAUCCCAACUACGCUCCGCUCCCACUAAGGCCUCCUACAGUUACAACAUUCGGAACCGAUAAAAACAGCGUAGCAUAUAGUCAGCAAAGUACGGCUCGAAUAAUGUCUCCAGUACUUACCGAGAAUAUUACACCAUCGCAAUAUGACAGAACGAGAGAAGUAGGCUCAUGGCAGCAGAAUGGUGGUGCUUACAAUGCACAUUCAGGAGUGGCUGUUGUUACAGCUGUAAUAGCCAGAGAAACACGUAAUAUUACAGAUAUCACCAACCUGCAUUUCCAGUUCCGAGCUGCAUUAUCAAGUGUCGUCGACCGAAGUGAUCCUCGUGCAGAUCUUGCCGAUUUUAAAGUGGUUGGCGAGGGGUCUACGGGUACUGUACUGGCGGCUUACAAGGUGUCAUCUAAACAAAUAGUUGCCGUAAAACGGAUGAAUCUAAGAAAACAACAAAGACGAGAGCUACUUUUCAAUGAGGUUUCAAUUAUGCGAGAUUAUCAACACGCGAACAUUGUUCGAAUGUUUUCAUCACAUAUUGUUGGGGACGAAUUAUGGGUAGUUAUGGAAUAUAUGGAAGGAGGCUCGUUAACUGACAUCGUCACACAGACUAGGAUGACGGAACCCCAAAUUGCUACCGUUGCAUUGCAAGUUUUGAGAGCACUCGAGUUUCUUCACUCACGCCGCGUUAUUCAUAGAGACAUCAAAAGUGAUUCGAUUCUUCUCAAAGCCGAUGGAACUGUUAAGAUUUCGGAUUUUGGUUUCUGUGGUCAACUUUCUGAAGAGUUUCCGCGCCGCAGGUCCUUGGUAGGGACUCCAUAUUGGACAGCUGCCGAAGUGAUUGCUCGGCAACCAUAUGACACUGGUGCAGAUAUNGGUGAACCACCGCUCUUCAAUGAGCAGCCGUUUCAGGCGAUGAAAAUGAUCCGUGACGAACCUGCUCCAAAGUUCAAUCCGACUGCCAAUGUAUCUGCGGAGCUGGCUCAUAUGCUUAGUCGAUGCCUCGUAAAAGAUCCUUCUCAAAGAGCCACAGCAAGCGAAUUAUUACGACAUCCCUUGUUGACGAAAGCACAACAUCCAAGCUGUAUCGCUCAUUUAAUUCAUAAUAAUGUAAAUAGAAAUUGA